UAAUAGCGAUUGAAACUUGGAGUGUGGGGAAGAAGAACUUAGGAAGAAGGAGAGAAGGAGAUUGCGUUGCUUUGCUUGCAUUCUUGCUUGCAUUUGCAUGUUAGUUUGUGUUGAAUUGUUGAUACUCUUCUUGAUUUUAUUUAUUUUUGUCUUUAUUUCAUCUUUGAUUCAGUAGGUGAAGGUGGUUGAGAAGCUCAGAUCCCUUUCUUUGCUCUGUCUUCUUCCUCCCUCUGUUAGUCUGUUUCACCUCCGUUAUCGGUAUAUCUGUUUUUUGCUUCUAUGCUGUUUGAUGUGAUUGCGAGAUAGUAAUCGACUACAAACACGUGAUACCCUCUGGAUUGAUCUGGACUUUUGAUAGUUUUGAAUCAAGAUUUUUUUGUUCAUCAUAAACCGCUUCUUCUCUCAUCAGUUUUGAUAGUUUUGAAUCAAGAUUUUUUUCCUUGGUUAGGUGGAUGUCAGAAUGGGACGUUUUGAUGCUUUUGCGGUGGAAGUGAAAUGGAAACUGCUCCUUUAGUUGAUUGUUCUAGUUUAAAGGGUAGUAUCCGUUUCGGUUUUGAUGAUAAUCUGAAGUGGAUCGGCGUAAUAGUGAGAUUUUCUAGCUGAACAGAGCUCUGCAUCGUUCAAAUUGACCAGCAUUUUGGGUUUUGCUUGGGAUUUUGCAGAGAUACUGAUGUCACUUCCGGCAACAGAAAGUGGUGAUUUGAUCGUUUUUGGUUGGACAUAGACAAACGAUCUGUGUUGGAUGUUUCUCAUUUCUGAUUCCUUUGCCAGCUCAUUUACUUUACGAAGAAUUUUGAAGUUCUGUUUUAGUUUCACUGUUUGGCCAUGUGAUUUGAAGUUCCGAUUGAAAGGCCUCUGCUGUGUGGAAGGAAGAUAUUGAGAUCCCUCCCUCACACCACCUGUGCACGGAACUGCAUUUCUCGAGAAACAGUCUGCCUGAGCUUCUGAUGGUACUUCAGUUAAUCCGUCGGGUAUAAACAGACCUGCUUCACUCCAGCUAUCUUGGUUUCCUCUCUUCCUUUGGGCUUCGUUUUUCAAGGGGUAUUAAGAUUUUAUUUCUAUAAGUGGAAUACUCAUGCAAAAUUUCUCGAUGGAGUAUUAAAGGAGGUCCUAAAGGAAAUGAAAAGGAGAGGGGAAAAAAACUGAAAGAGAAUCCUUGCCUUGAAGAUUUACCUUUUUUUGGGGGCAGGAGUGUUUCAGGCAUGUUUCUAUUCAUAGGGAAGAGAGAAAGAGAGAGAGAGAGAGAGCUCUGAUCUGGCGAAGUUAUAGCUAUGUUGCGUGAAAGCAUCUUAGAAAUGCCUUAAAGCCCUUGAGCAGUUCAUCUUAUCUAGCAAGUUAAAAGCGUUUUGUCAUCCGUGAUUUCUAUUAUAGGAGAUAGCAGUCAGCACGUUUAGGGUUUGUGUUUAAUGUUUGAGUAAUUUGGUGGGGGACGAAGACUCGUGCAAUAUUUGGUAUAUUUGGUUGCUUUUUCCCGUGGUUCAUCUUCUCCGAAUUCUGGAUUAAUUUCUCUCUGACCUGUGCUUCUGAGUUAGAAAUCAAUCUCUUCUUGUGAUGGGUUGGAGAGGCUGCGCCUGUUGAACGAGGAGUUGGUUGAAAUAUACUGGGUCUGAUGAGUCUACAAACGAAGCGUGGAAAGCAGGACAAGGGCACGGAUGUUGCUGAGAAGGUUGUCGUCGCUGUAAAGGUGUCUAAGGAAAUUCCCAGGACGGCCCUUGUGUGGGCUUUGACUCACGUUGUCAAGCCUGGGGACUGUAUAACGCUUCUGGUCGUGGUUCCUGCACAGAGUUCGGGGAGAAAGCUAUGGGGUUUUCCAAGAUUUGCAGGAGAUUGUGCCAGUGGCCACAGGGCUCACUCCGGAACCAGCUCAGAGCAGAAGUCUGAUAUUAAAGAUACCUGUUCCCAAAUGAUGCUUCAACUGCAUGAGAUAUAUGAUCCAAACAAUAUAAAUGUCAAAAUAAAAGUUGUCUCUGGAUCGCCAUGUGGAGCCGUUGCUGCAGAAGCCAAGAGAGCUCAAGUUAACUGGGUGGUAUUGGACAAACAGCUGAAACAUGAGGAGAAACGCUGCAUGGAGGAACUGCAAUGCAACAUUGUGGUUAUGAAACGUUCUCAGCCUAAAGUUCUUCGUCUCAAUUUGGUUGGGUCACCUACAAAGGAACCUGAAGCUCCCUGUCAUUUGCCUUCCGAAUUUGAAGCAUCUGAAAAACAUUCAAAAGGCAGCGGUGAAUCUCAGAAUUCCAUUCGGGGGCCGGCGGUAACUCCAAGUAGCAGUCCAGAGUUUGGGACUCCAUUCACUGCAACUGAAGCCGGAACAUCUUCCUUAUCGAGUGAAGAUCCAGGAACUUCACCAUUUUUCAUUGCCGAAAGAAAUGGAGAUGUGAAGCAAGAGGAGUCCAUAGCCACGAAGGAAACAUUUAACCUGGAAGAUUCUAGUUCAGACACCGAAAGUGAAAAUUUGAGUCCUUCAACGAGUUCCGGCUUUCAGCCAUGGAUGGAAGAAAUUCUGAGUUCUGGUCACCAAUUGUCAAAGAAUGUUGAAGGGAGCUCACAGAAACUCAAUGAGAAAUCACAGAUCUCUACAGCUAAAGCAUUGCUGGAGAAAUUCUCAAAACUUGAUCGAGAAGCUGGAAUUGGAGUAGACUAUAGGCCUGAUUUUGACUACAGCGGAAAUGUGAGAGAAGCUGUUUCACUAUCCAGAAAUGCACCUCCUGGCCCACCUCCACUUUGUUCAAUAUGUCAGCAUAAAGCACCUGUAUUUGGUAAACCUCCAAGGUGGUUUAGCUAUGCUGAACUAGAACUUGCUACAGGUGGGUUUUCACAAGCAAAUUUCUUGGCCGAAGGUGGGUUUGGAUCUGUACACAGGGGUGUCCUGCCAGAUGGCCAGGCAAUUGCAGUGAAGCAACACAAACUGGCUAGUUCUCAGGGGGAUCUUGAGUUCUGCUCAGAAGUGGAAGUUCUGAGUUGUGCUCAGCACCGAAAUGUUGUGAUGUUGAUUGGGUUCUGUGUUGAGGACAGAAGAAGGCUGCUGGUCUAUGAAUACAUCUGCAAUGGAUCACUGGACUCUCAUCUAUAUGGACGAAAUCGUGAUCCAUUAGAAUGGUCUGCACGACAAAAAAUUGCAGUUGGAGCUGCAAGAGGGUUACGAUAUCUUCAUGAAGAAUGCAGAGUGGGAUGUAUAGUCCACCGUGAUAUGCGGCCUAAUAAUAUCCUCAUAACCCAUGAUUUUGAACCACUGGUUGGAGAUUUUGGCCUGGCAAGGUGGCAGCCAAAUGGAGACCUGGGUGUGGAAACAAGAGUAAUUGGAACAUUUGGGUAUUUAGCUCCAGAAUAUGCCCAAAGUGGUCAGAUCACAGAAAAGGCUGAUGUGUAUUCCUUUGGAGUGGUACUGGUGGAGCUUGUUACAGGGCGGAAAGCGGUUGACAUAAACCGGCCCAAGGGCCAGCAGUGCCUUACCGAAUGGGCACGCCCAUUGUUAGAAGAUUAUGCCAUUGAUGAACUGGUGGACCCACGGUUGGCCAACCAGUAUUCAGAACAUGAGGUUUAUUGCAUGCUACAUGUUGCAUCCUUGUGUAUCCGGCGAGAUCCUCAUUCUAGGCCUCGAAUGUCUCAGGUACUUCGUUUAUUGGAGGGUGACAUGUUCAUGGAAUCCCAUUACAUAUCAACACCUGGGUAUGAUGCUGGUAGCAGGAGUGGAAGGAUGUGGCCAGAGCAGCAGCAACACCACCAACACCACCACCACCAAUCUUACAGUGGUCCUCUAAUGAAGGAAGCAUCGGAGGGAUUAGGAGCAAACCUUUCCUACGAGGCAUUGAGGGCAGCUGUCUGGGAGAGAGAGAAGGCGAGGAGGGCUUCAUGCGAUGAUGAUCUGUAAAACAAUAAAACAUGCUACACACGUAAGAUAUAUCAAUCUUUGUAUUUCUUUUUUCUUUUCACAGUUCUUUAUAGUACUUGGGUACAGUUAGAUUUUUGCUUGUAUAGUAUUUCUGAGUCAA
Molecule: messenger RNA, 3989 nt
Organism: Macadamia integrifolia
Lineage: Eukaryota; Viridiplantae; Streptophyta; Magnoliopsida; Proteales; Proteaceae
Product: inactive protein kinase SELMODRAFT_444075-like
Exons: 9
Coding region: 1610-3868 (752 amino acids)
Biological process (GO): protein phosphorylation
Molecular function (GO): ATP binding; protein kinase activity
Source: RefSeq, a predicted model, not a curated record